Molecule: messenger RNA, 3073 nt
Organism: Orussus abietinus
Lineage: Eukaryota; Metazoa; Arthropoda; Insecta; Hymenoptera; Orussidae
Product: protein RCC2 homolog
Exons: 4
Coding region: 159-1625 (488 amino acids)
Source: RefSeq, a predicted model, not a curated record
CAGGUUUUUGUUGUCCCUUCGCGGCGUACGAUGAGUUGAACCGCCAUUACUGGUCAUUACACCGUUAAAUGUCACUGGAGUUGCGUCCCUCGAUUAGGAAUUGUUUGUCGUUGCUCGUUUUUCGAUUUUGUCCGGAUUAAGCCAUUAAAAAAAAGGAUAUGUCCACUAAGCGAAAAGGUGUGCCCAUGAAGAAAAGCCGCGGAAAGUCGCGGAAAGUAGAGUACGACGAUGAAGAUAUCUCCAGCGAGCACGAGUCGGAUGUCGAAGACGCCGAAGCCGACGCCGGCUCCAAUGCCGACGGCGAGGACGCUGCCGACGAAGACUUAACCGACCUAUCCAGUAUCCCCGAGUUGCCGGCUCCAGAGGGAGGUUGGGGUAAACCGGGGACCCUAUUGUUAUGUGGUUUAACAAACUGGGAAAUGGCAGGACGUAAGGCUCCUCCGAAAGGAGUAAAGGCCAAUGUGGGCCGUAGUUUAUGGACACCACAUACUUUUAAAAAUAUUAAUGGAAGUCGAGUUCGUUUGGUUGCCUCAGGCCCUGCAGCCUCGCAUAGUGUCGUAGUCACUGAGGAUAAUAGAUGCCUGGUUUUCGGUAGAAAUGAUAAAGGACAAUUAGGCAUUGGUGAUACUAAGCGACGAGACGAACCUACUGAAGUGGAGGCUUUAAAAGGACACACAGUGAUAGGAGCAGCUUGUGGUCGUAAUCAUACUUUGUUUCUAACAAGUCGUGGAAUUGUUUUUGGAGCUGGAGAUAAUAAACUCGGCCAAUGCGGCGUGGGAAAAUCCAUUGCUUGCGUCGUUACAGCCACAAAAGUGAAGUACUCUGGCCCUCCUAUUGUCAAAGUUGGAUGCGGUGCCGAAUUUUCAAUGAUCUUGGAUAUUAAGGGUGGAUUACAUUCUUUUGGAAGUCCUGAGUAUGGAGCAUUAGGCCAUAACACCGAUGGAAAAUACUUUGUAACUAAUACAAGAAUGGCCUUUCAUUUUGAGAAAGUACCUAAACGAAUCGUCUUAUACGUUGAAAGAGAGAAGGAUGGACACGUUAUCCCUCUAGACCGUGUUGAGAUAACUGAUUUCAGUUGUGGUCAUCAUCAUAUUGUUGCUAUUGAUAGUAAAAGUCGUGCGUUUUCCUGGGGUUUUGGUGGAGUUGGACGCUUAGGACAUAAUGAACAACGAGAUGAAUUAGUGCCACGCUUAAUAAAAUUCUUAGAACCCCCAAAUCGUGGUGUUAGAGCUGCGUAUUGUGGAAGUACAUACAGCAUUGUCAUAAACGUCCAUGGAACAGCAUUAAUGUUUGGACAAACAAAACGUACAGGAGAGGCAAAUAUGUAUCCAAAGCCAAUACAAGACUUGUCAGGAUGGGAUAUAAGAUGUGUUGCUUGUUCCCAAACCAGUGUAGUGGUUGCAGCUGAUGACUCUGUUAUCGCAUGGGGUGCCAGUCCUACUUUUGGAGAACUGGGUUUUGGAGAGAUGCGCAAGUCUUCGACAACACCCAUGGAAGUAAAAGCUUUAGAAGGCUUGUACAUUACGGCUGUAACAUGCGGUCUUUCUCAUACGCUUAUGAUAUGCCGGGAUGAAUCUGAAGAGGAAAAAGCUAAGAUUAACAAGCUCCAAGUGUAUGCAGUUUAAAGUAAUAAGGAUCCCUUAGCUCGUAUAAUAAUAAAUCCAUGUUAAUAUGGAGAGAAGUUCUUGAGAAAGGGUGAUCACCUUGUUCAACAACUUCGGUAACCUCAAGCUACAUGCAAGAAUGAUCUACGGCGUAAAAUUAAAUAACUAUAAGCAAUGAAUUCUUCAGUUAAAGAAUUGUUCUUAAAAAUAAGAGAACAGGGAUCCGUGGAAGUCUUGAUAGAUUCUACAAAACGUCCAUAAAAGUCAUAGACUUAGCUAAUUAAUGUACUUCCGAUUUUUUACUUAACGCGCUAAUGAACGUGAGAUCCAUAAUAGAAAGCCCGUUCUGUUAGUAGCUCAGGAUAUAGACCAAACAGAUAGAUGCAAAAGAAUAUAUUUUGAUACGUUGCUAUUUUAUUCACGUUCGCUGUAAUUAGUACUUGGCCCAAGACUGGAUCGAUUCUCGCGAUCAUUGAAAAUAUUAAUCGGUAUGGAGAAGGGUGCUGGAAACUAGAAUGUUUACUCGUAUGAUUUUAUAUGGUUCUCAAAGUAUAAAUAGAUUUGAUUACCAAUAUUAUUGCUUUGUUAUAUGAGUACCUGAAAGUAAUACAUUUGCAAAAAUGAUUUUCACAUAUCUCGAGUGCAGGAAUAUUUCAAAGUUCAUGCUGGAACAGCCAUUGUUCAGUGAAAUACUUAGCAUAAUAUUAAUAUAAAUAGUACGUGUACACUGAUUUAACGCUGGACAUGAAAUUUCUCCAUCAGUUAAUAUAUAAAUUUAGUUUCUUAUUCUAAUUUUAUAAAUAUAGUAACCUGUAUAUUUUUUUUUUAUAUGCCUACAUUUGUAUUUUUUAUUUUAUAUGACACACUGUACAUAAGUAGAAAUUUCUAGGAGCCAGCAUUGUUUUAUCAUACUCGUACAAUGGAACUGUUGCCGCAGAACGUUUAAUUGUAUAACUAAUGAAUGUUUCAAUGAAGUUUAUAUUGUUAAAUUAUUAAACAGGAGCAAAUCAGGUUUUUAAACUUGGAUAGUAAAGUCCAGGUACCAGGUUGAUAUUGUUUCAAAUUUUCUGAAUUAUCAGAAAUGACUAAUACGUACAGUAUUUAAUGAAAUACCUUUCCAUUUUAUUGUAAAUUUAGUUCACCAAUAAUUUUUAAAUUCGUAGUUACAUUAAUGACAUCUUGAACACAUUAGUUAUGUGAGAAAUCUUGAUUGAAAACGUGAAACAUUUUUCACUACUGCCUUUUAGGUAUUUCAUUUUGUUUACAAUUUCUCUAGGGUUAUUGUGGCCAUUUAUGAGGUCACAAUUAUUCAUACACUGCCAGAUUAAUACUUUUAUGCAAACUUGUAUUUGUACAUUCAGAUUCUUUCAAAAGAACUUAUAACGGUUCACCCGUUAUGUGAAAAUAAAUUAAGGAACAUCUGACAAAUGUAUGAAUCUGAUUACCAAAUAAACGAAUUUUGUACGAAA